Trematosphaeria pertusa is the source of this 2934-nucleotide messenger RNA. RefSeq lists its product as uncharacterized. The record is from RefSeq and is a predicted model, not a curated record. Bases 1 to 2934 code for a protein of 977 amino acids. Lineage: Eukaryota; Fungi; Ascomycota; Dothideomycetes; Pleosporales; Trematosphaeriaceae. The transcript has 3 exons.
AUGCCCUCGCUCAAGGACCUCCACUGCUUCAUUGAGCUUUCGGGUUCUCAGAAGAGAUUGCAAGAGUUUGGAACGCACUACGGGGAUGGGUUAGUGGAGACCUUCGUCGCCGUACCCAGCGACCCGCAGCCGUUCGCCGUGCGGCUGUCUUCGAGCAGUUUCAUCGCCCCCGGCUUGGCUAUGUACGUCUUCAUCGAUGGUGUCUACCAAUGCAACCGCAACCGCCAGGACCUGAAGUUGAAAAAGCCUCCAGACCGCCGAUCAUUGGUGGACUUUUGUGUCCGCCAGAAGGAAGAGAAGCAGAAGGAUGGGUCUAUGAUUGCCCGCGACUGGAGGUUUGAGAAGCUCAAUAUCGCCUCCGCCAACGACGCACCGGACAAUUGUUCCCAAAACAUACUCGAAAAUAUUGGCUGCAUUGAAGUCAUUGUCCUACGAUGCGCUGGGCUACGAAAUGCGAAAUCCGCUUCCGCCGAAGCCAAGCCGCAAGCCAUGAAUCUGGAUGGAGCGAAUGACAUUCCUGACCACCUCUUCGGCCUGGAUGGGCAGCCCCGAGAACGCAGCGGAUACUUCGGAGGACCUGUCUACGAUGACCGGGAGUGGCGGGAAAUACGAGGGCGCGGAUAUCCGUCGGCGGGUUACGGCACUCCCAUCACUGUGGUGGGCACCCGAGGCCCCGCUCCUUCCGUACAGCAACAGUCGGCGGCAGGGUCGGCAGGAAACUAUUCGCAGACACAAUGGAGAGGAACUGGAGGAGUGAGCCCGGCCUUAGCAAGCCAUCUUGGCAUACCUUCUCCGGGUUAUCAGUAUGGCACUGGGCCGAUCCCUCGGCAGAGUGUUGAGUCGGUCAAAGGAUCGGAAGGCCCUCCUCGCAAAACCACCGCGCCGAAUGUGCCCCUCGAUGCGCAGAUGCUCGAUGAGAUGCUGACGAAAGCGGUUAAACGCGGAGUCGAAGAGUCACGACGCAAAGGAGCACCUUCGCAGAUACUCAGCGAACGGAACAUAGCCACCUCCGUAGCGUCCAAUCAUCCCCCUGGAGCGUGGCCUCUCUCCCCUUUCGGACCCUUGUCGCCACCAUCUCUGAAGCAAGAAACUGUCGUCAAGAGCCCACCGACCGACACCGCUCACCACAGCCAUGUAUCGGCUCCCCAGGGGACGACUUGGGGAGGUUAUGCUGCCCCGACUGCAGUUGGCUCACACAUCAGCUGGGCUCAGCCCGCACGAACCACAGCGCUGACUGAAAUAUCCGGUUCGAACGCCUGGAGCUCCCCGCAGGCGAGUGCAUGGGAUUCCUGGGAUACCACUGCCGAGACUUGGGAAACAAAAGACAAUGGCUGGGAUCAACCAAAUCGUAGACGAGGACGAACCGAAGUCUCCAGCGCCUGGGAUGCUCCUGAAGUUAGAUCUACCCUGGACAACGAGGGCUGGGCCUUCCUUAGCGCCCCGUCAGAUACGGAUAGCUCGUGGAGCGAAGGCCAAUCUACCGUACGCCCUCAAUCUAGCAUCACAGCAAUCAUCUCAACAGCGCCGGCUCCCGCUCCGACGAUCAAGUCUCACCAAACGCGCUCACAGAAGGAGAGCACGAGGGUCUCGCGGUCGAGAAGCACCGCUCCACCGCCGACGUGGGGAUGCGCAGUCCCGCCUGAAGCGCGGGGCCACGGUAGUAGUACGUCAGUCAUCGCCAUGCCUCCAGCAUUCAGCGUCGCCCCGCAAGAGUUUCAGAGGGUAACAGGAAAGGGAGAAGGUAAUAACCGUGCGUGGUCUCCGCCUAGCUCAUGGGGUACAGCUAAGGACGAUGAAGCCGUCGUAGGUUGGGGAAACGAUGACGCAACGUACCAGACGGACUUUUGGAACAAUGACCCGAGUGCAUGGCGCGACAUCGGUAUCGGCGAGAAAACCAAGCAGAGCCAAUCCAGUCGGGGUGAGAGCGGAGACUGGGGAGGCGCAGAUCACGCUCAAGACACCGCCUGGGGACCCAAGGAGGAUGGUACGAGCGAGAAUCGCCGUCGGGGCACGAACAACGAGACGAAAGAAGUAGAAGAUUCAGGUAAUAGCUGGGGUACCACAGAAGACUCUUGGGGUAAGAAAGACGGCCGUGCUGAUGGCAACGGUUGGGGAUCCGCCAACAACGGCUGGCAUAACUCAAACGACAAGAAAGAUGAUAAGAAUGCAUGGGCCAACGACAAUGGCUGGGCCAACCUCAACCCAACCACCAAAUCCGAGUCCAAUCCCUGGGACGCCCCAGCCAAAUCCACCAAGCCCUCCAAAUCCCGCCUCUCCAAAUAUCGCCAGCUCCGCUCCGCCCUCCCCUCCAACGCUCCAAAGCCACACUGGAAAUUCCCCCCGCCGCCCUCAGAAAAGAAACUCUACCCCAUCCCCGAACACCUCGACGCCGUGCCCGCAGAACCGCUGUACAAGAUCAGCAAAGAAGAAGCGCAGAAGAAAGGCGUGCAGCACCAGGUACGCGCUGGCAAGGGGAUGCGGUACGGGCAUACCGUAGGCCGGCCGGAGUACGUAGAUAGUCUGGACAAGCCCUACGCGGUAUUCCGCUUCAAAUACCGCUCCCGCCCCGUGCUGAAGCGCAUGUUCGGCGCCGACGUCGUUGCGGACGCUGAACCCUCUCCCUCUCCCUCCGCGGACGAUAAAGAAAAGCUCAAGCAGCUCCCGCAGGACCAGCUCAUCGACAGCUUGCUGAAGCUCCAGACGAAACUGGCACAGAAGGAGAAAAAGAGCGUGAGGAGUCCUGGCACUGAGAUCGUGGGCAGGUUUCGCACGGAGGACUGGGUGAAACAGCAUUCGAGGGAGGCGAGUGAGAAGGGGAAGAGUGAGAAGACGGGGAAGCCGGAGGGGGAGAAGGAUGAUGAUGGGUGGGGGAAGAAGGGGGAUGAUAACGGUUGGGGGAAGAAGGAUGAUGGCGGCUGGGGUGGAAACUGGUAA